AUGGCAAGAAUUGAUUCUGAAGGUAAUGGUGCUGAUAUCUUGGCUAAGGGGGUCGACAAUACUGAUGAAGUUGCUGUGAAUCUCCAUGCUUGCUUUGUUUUGAAUCCCACAUACGCCACUUCAAUUACUAAUAGGUCGUUUGUUACACACGUCACCGCUGCUAUAAAGAAUUCUCACGGUGACACUGUAGGGCCAACGCCUGUUGUUGCUGAUGACGAGAGAUUGAAUCUUCUAUGCAUUGAUGAUGAUUACUCAAAAAACCAUGUCGCUGCUCCGACUAAUAACCAAACAUUAGAUGAAUCCGGUAGUGCUGGUGCCUUUUCAAGGAGAAAUCUGUCCAGUACUAUUAACUACCAGAAUAACAAUAUUGCAUUUGCUUCUGACAAUGCAUCUAAAAAUCACUAUAUUGAGAAUGAUCAAUAUUUUGAAAUCACCCAGAUGUUGAGAAAAAUGACUCUCUCAUUGACUAUCACCAGCAUUGAAAGCAGGUUAUCUCAGCUUCAAAGUAUUGAUUAUUGUGGAUCAUUCAGUCCAGCAAAUAGGCAUGAAGGAGUUGGAGUUCCUCCUGCUGUUGCAGCAUCAAGGCCGAUCAAGCUUCAUCAAAGAGAUGUCACCACUGCAUCCUUUCAUGGUGAUUUCGAAGCUGAAUUCUACAAUGCUGACCAACGAGGGGCGAUUCUCUAUGCUGCUUCUGAUUCGGACAUCAUGUGGGCUGGAAGGGUUCACACUCAAUCUGCCGAUCUUCACAAAACUAAAUCUACUGAUGAAACAAUGUUGGUCAACAUUCUUGGUGAUGUCCCAUUUGCAGAAACCUCUGGUUCAACAGCAUUAGUCUUUGUCGCAAAGGGACCAUUCAAAAGACUGAAACAAAAAAGAAUGAUAGGCUAUCUUUGUCACAAAAAGGGAUAUUUAGCAAGGGAGUGGAUCGCACUACUACCUGUUUCAGCUGGAUCGUCAGUUAGAGCCGAUGCAUCUGCUGUUGUUGCUGAUUUGGGUGUCCCUAACAAUCAUCAGCAUAAUGAAGACAUCCGUGACACAAUUGAUCUUCUCAAUGAAAUUGGUAGUGUGAUCCAUUUGAAUAAUGGAUCCGUAAAAUAUGUUCAAUAUGCCUCCGAUGAUUCAAAUAUAAUUUCAAUAUCACUAUUCGACUAUAAUGAUGAAGGUAGAAAUGGUCCCGAUCACAAUGAAUUGGAUUCAAGGCACUCUGUUGGAUCUGCGGAUGGUCCUGCUCAAGUUGCCAAGGAUAACACCGGUGUUGAAUCUGAGAUGGACUACUUUGCUUUAACCAAAAGAGUUCUUCAAGAAGAAAUUGAUGGGAUUGAAAAUGAAUUUGAAUGUUUUACAACUGAAUUCAACAAUACUAAUCCUAUCAACUUGAUGUUAAACUACAAACCGCCCUUCUUUAACUCUAGUGCUUCACAACUUAUUUGUGCUGAAGCUGAUUUGUUCACCUUCUCAAAUCCUUAUUCGGAUCCAAUUGCUGAAAUUGGUGGCACCAUUUUGGAUCCCUCAGUUAUUGGUACUGUAAUGCUUCUGAACGAUCAAUCUUUAAUGUAUUUUCUCAAUUCUAUGGAUGAUGGAAUCAAACAUGAAAUGUCUGCUCCUUAUGAAGAUCCAUCAUUUCCUGCCGCUGAACAAGCAUUUCCAGUUGGCGUUGAAGUUACACCUACUGCAGCUGGUGCAAUGAGGCGCAACGUGUCCACUGCUACCAAACUCAAUGAUAAGGCAACUGCAAUUGCCUCAGACGAUACAUCAAAAGAUAACUCCAAAGGGGAUGAAUAA
Messenger RNA from Ascoidea rubescens DSM 1968, 1782 nucleotides. RefSeq lists its product as uncharacterized. The transcript has 11 exons. NCBI's taxonomy places the organism in Eukaryota, Fungi, Ascomycota, Saccharomycetes, Ascoideales, Ascoideaceae. The record is from RefSeq and is a predicted model, not a curated record. The coding region runs from base 1 to 1782 and encodes 593 amino acids.